Molecule: messenger RNA, 680 nt
Organism: Tetranychus urticae (two-spotted spider mite)
Lineage: Eukaryota; Metazoa; Arthropoda; Arachnida; Trombidiformes; Tetranychidae
Source: RefSeq, a predicted model, not a curated record
UUGAAUAUUUAUAUAUUUUUAAAAAAACUGGUUUCACAGCAAAUAUGUUUCUGCUUGUAUCAUUUUUUUCAUUCACUCAACUCCUUUAUAUCCUCACAAUUCAAUUUAUAAUUGAAUGUUGCAUCUACACUCAGUCAACCUUUAUACCCAUUAAUACAUUACUUGAUACUUUAUUGCACCAAAACCAACAAUCAACACAAUUGGAUAUCAAUCGAAUGGCUAAAUUAACUCGCGUACAUUACACCAAAAUCAUUAAAUCUAUUCGUUAUAUUGAUAAGUUCCUAACUUAUGCAAUUUUGGUCUUUUACUUAUACUUCAUUGGUCAUUGUAUUUUCGUUUUCAACGAAUUUUUCCAGGUUUCAGGUUCUAUUUACUGGCGCCUUUAUAACGUAUUCAGGUUUUUCGGUGAAUCUUCUUACCUUGUGUUGACUACUUAUCAUUUGGUUCGUGUGCAUCAAUUGUCUGUACAAAUGUUUGCCAAAGUUUAUGACCUUUCAUAUUCCCUAGCUUCAGACUCAUUUGAAGCGGUCAAUGAGAUAAAUUUGUUUUUAUUUCGAAUCGAUCGGAAUGAUGUUGGAUUUACGUUUGCUGGCCUUUGUCUGGUUUCACCCAGCUUUGUAUCAUCUUUGGCUUCAAUUGCCUUAACUCUUGGCUUGGCUUUACCUAAUUUUAUUGAUUAA